CAGAAAAAAGACGGAAAAUUCAAAAAUCGGAAAAAAUGGAAACAUUUCUGUUUCUCAUCUUUCUCUUUCUCACCGCCAGUGCAGCUUACUCCCCUUUCCCUCCUCCCUCUACGGACCGUUUUAUCAAAUCUUCCCAAUCCUGUGAACUCAAACCCCAAGAAUAUUUGGAGCUUACGCAUCCUCUGCCGUCCGAUUUCCACACGCCGUCAUGCAAUCUGACGAUCAUCCACCACUCCUUCGCCAACACCAUCAACUCCCCUCCGUUCACCACGCCUUACUCUCCCCCGUCCGAUUGCCCCUCCCCGUGGUCCCGCGUGGUGCUCGAAUUUCAUGCCGAGUCGAGCGGGGAACAGUAUGACCGCAUCUCUGGCUUGUGGCUCGGCGGCGUCGAGCUGCUCCGCACCAGCACGGCCGAGCCGACUCCGUGCGGAAUCUUCUGGAAAGUCCGUAAGGACGGUACAAGGUACUCCUCUCUGUUAUCUCAAAAUGGACUCAAUGUCUCCAUGAUGUUAGAAAACGUCGUCAACAGAGAGUACACCGGCGUUUACCAUAUCCACGUUAAUCUCGUCUUUUAUACUAACACGUCCGUUAGUGUCCCGUUAAUUUUAAACCGAACGUCAAAAUUAGGCUUCGUAAACUCUCAGAUAAAUCUAGGUGAUGAUAAUGGUGUUAUGGUGCGGGGUUCGUCGGGAUUGUUUGGACAGGAGUACCAAUCACCGGCUGAUUUGAUAAUACCGGUAUCGGAUAAUGGGGACAGGGGCUUUUGGUUUAGAAUUGAUAGUGAAUCGGAUAUACAUUAUAAGAAUAUUCGAAUUCCGCGCAAUACUCGUCGACUUAUGCUGGAACUGUAUGUGUCUUUUCAUGGAAACGAUGAGUUUUGGUAUUCAAAUCCACCAAGCUCAUAUAUUACAACGAAUAAUUUGACUACUGGGCGUGGCAAUUCAGCUUACAGAGAGGUUUAUUUUACAAUUGAUGGGAAUUAUGCAGGAUCGGAGGUGCCAUUUCCAGUUAUUUUCACAGGCGGAAUCAAUCCAUUGUUUUGGGAACCUGUUGUGGCCAUUGGUGCAUUUAAUUUACCUUCAUAUGAUUUUGAUUUGACACCAUUUUUAGGGCUUCUUGUGGAUGGUAAGUCUCACCAAAUUGGGAUUGGAGUGACAAGUGGCAUUUCAUUUUGGCUUGUUGAUGCUAAUUUGCAUUUGUGGUUAGAUCAUGUAUGGCCUAAAGUUGUAGCAAACUCUGUGGUAUAUAGUAGUCCUUCUCUUAGCAUCAGGCGACGCGAACAAUUUAAAUUACUUGAUGGGUUAUUUCAGAUUAAAGCAAAGAGAAGCAGUAAGUUUUCUGGGUGGGUUUUCUCUAGUGCAGGUAAUUUCACCCACACUGUUUCACAGGAGUUUAAGAUGACCAGCUUGGUGAAAUUCACCAAUAAUGGAACUUAUAAAGUGGCACAGCAGAGAGUUAAGUCAGAGAAGGAUAUGAGGUUGAAAACAGAAUUGGGUGCUUCAAUUAUUCGUGUGAAUACUAAGAGGAAAUACCCUUUAGAUGUAAUUACUCGGACACUACCUGGUUUUAGCGGUGAAGACACAUAUUUGCUUAUCACCAAUGUUUCUCAUGCAUUGAAUGAGAGACAUUUUGUUGGUGGUGUUUUGUGUAAUGUUCAUAACAGCCAGUCUUCUUCUGGGUGGAUGGAGAUUAGGGAUCACUCUGUUCUAUCAGGUGAAUCAAGAACCAACCAGAGUUACAGUUAUGGAGAUGAGUUCAUUUGCUACAAUAGAGAUGUUGCAGCCUUAAAUGGGAGACUUAUCGAAGACAAUUCAACUUUUUUAUGUUCCUCUUCCAUUUAAUUUAGGUGCUAACAAUUAAUCUGCACUGUUUUUGCUUGUGCCAACAAAUUUCUCUGUUGCGCGGAUAAUCUCCAUUUCUUGUUCGGGUGUGGUGUACUUCAGUUUGCACCAUCUUUUCAACUGUAAAUAAAUCAUGUUGUUGAAUGUAAAUUUCUUGUUUCAAAAUGUUCGAAUAAUAUUUGCAUUCAUGGUA
This is a messenger RNA of Carica papaya (papaya), 2034 nucleotides long. RefSeq names its product Peptide-N4-(N-acetyl-beta-glucosaminyl)asparagine amidase A protein. The record is from RefSeq and is a predicted model, not a curated record. NCBI's taxonomy places the organism in Eukaryota, Viridiplantae, Streptophyta, Magnoliopsida, Brassicales, Caricaceae.